Dentiscutata erythropus is the source of this 360-nucleotide messenger RNA. NCBI's taxonomy places the organism in Eukaryota, Fungi, Glomeromycota, Glomeromycetes, Diversisporales, Gigasporaceae. The record is from the annotation of a GenBank genome assembly.
AUGGUUCAUUAUAAAUCAUCAGCUUCAGAGAUAAAUACUAACUUGACUACUUCUAAAAAUAAAAAAGCAUAUUUUGAGUCAUUUUUUUCUGAGAAGCAAGAAACUGAACAACCACUACCAGAAAAAGAAUUAGAUUUAUACUUAGCUUUGCCUAUAUGUAAAAAUAAUUUUCUUAGUUGGUGGGAACAAAAUGAGUAUAGAUUUCCAACUUUAGCAACAAUGACAUGUAACUAUCUUGCUAUUCAAGGAACAAGUGUUCCUUGUGAAGAGGCUUUUUCUGUAGCAGCAGGAAUAAUUACAAAAGUUUGUAGCUGUCUUCUUCCUAAAACUGCCCAGGCAUUACUUUGUCUAAAAAGUUAG